AUGUGGGCGGCGGGGCGGUGGGCGGCUGCUCGGCCCCCCUCGGACGCCUGGCUCCCGGCUGACGGCAGCGCUCGGUCGCGGCCUUCCUCGGGCUCCGUGUCCGCGCUCCCGGCGGACGCCCCGCGGGCAGGGGCGGGAGGCGUUGUGCUCGCCGUCCCCGCCGCCGGGCUACAGCAACUCCACCUGGUCGCUGCUGUCUCCGCUCGGCCACCGGAGCUUCGUGUUUGA
This is a messenger RNA of Pipistrellus nathusii (Nathusius's pipistrelle), 228 nucleotides long. NCBI's taxonomy places the organism in Eukaryota, Metazoa, Chordata, Mammalia, Chiroptera, Vespertilionidae. The record is from the annotation of a GenBank genome assembly.